UAUCAAAGAAUGAAAUUAAUACAGCUAUUACUCAGCCAUAAAAAUUUCUAUAUAAUAAGGAAUUUUAUAUUCACUUACAAGCAGUUGAGCUGAACCAUCAAAUCGUUGUUCGUUAGUAAUCGUAAUAAUCAGACUUAAAAAAAUGUCAACUUUUACCAAAAAUAUAUCGUACGUGUUUCUUUCAAUUAUUUUUAUUGUUGUAUUUAUUGAGGUUGAUUGCACUGUAAUACGUUGGCCUAGAGAGAGAGUUAAUUUGUUUGCUACAGUAGAUGAUAGUUUUAUCAAAGAUGUAAAAUUUGUCAAUCGCACUGAGUGGAAAGCUCUGGAACCUAAGGAACCAUUUGAGAAACUGGAUGUGAUUCCGGCUCCAUAUGUUAUGAUUUAUCACACGGAAACUGAAACAUGUUUUUAUUUAAAGGCUUGUGCCCCAAUCCUCCAACGUUUGCAAGCCGAGCAUAUAAUGAGCUAUCCUGAGGACCUGGACAUUGGUUUCAAUUUUUUCAUCAGCGGUGACGGCAGCGUGUACGUCGGACGCGGAUGGGACACCGUUGGCGAUCACACCCUUGGACUCAACAGGCAGAGCAUCGGGAUCGCUUUAAUUGGAACAUUUUACGACAAAUCACCAUCUGCUAACCAAAUAUCUGCAGUGAUCAAUCUCAUUGAUAUUGGCAUCUUUUUGGGUGCGAUUGACUUGAAAUUCAAAUAUCAUAGUCACCCCCAAAUGUCGUUAUUUAUUAAUUCUGACUUCAAAUUGGGCAACACCGCCAUCAUGCACAUUUGUUCGUUUUCUUUAUUAAUUACUUUGCUAAUUACCCUCACCAGAGGUGAGCUCAAUGCCACAAUUUUUCCGGAAGGGGAUAAUUCGAAUGUGACAUUUGUAAGCCGACAUGAAUGGGGCGCGCGGCCACCGGAAGGACCACCCGAGCGACUGAAUAUAAUCCCAGUGCCGUAUGUUAUAAUCAGUCACACAGCGUCGGAGUCUUGCUUUACACAAGUCGACUGCGUCCAGCGAGUCCGGAUGAUCCAGACGAUGCACAUCGAGGGUAACGGAUGGGACGACAUCGGCUACAACUUUCUCAUCGGUGGCGACGGACGCGUCUACGUCGCUCGUGGAUGGGACGCAGUGGGUGCUCAUUCUUUCGGGUUCAACCACAAGAGCAUCGGUGUCAGUUUCAUCGGAACUUUCAACAAAGAAACGCCGACAGAACAGCAGAUUACUGCGCUAGAAAAUUUUCUUGACUUUGGAAUGAAGACUAGCAACAUUGAUUUAGAUUACAAACUACUUGGACACCGUCAAGUUUCCGAAACUUUGAGUCCAGGUGACACUUUGUUCGGGAUCAUCAAAACAAUGGACCAUUGGUCAGAACGACUGUGA
Microplitis demolitor is the source of this 1375-nucleotide messenger RNA. RefSeq names its product peptidoglycan-recognition protein LF-like. Gene Ontology annotation, molecular function: zinc ion binding; N-acetylmuramoyl-L-alanine amidase activity. Bases 143 to 1375 code for a protein of 410 amino acids. Gene Ontology annotation, biological process: peptidoglycan catabolic process. The record is from RefSeq and is a predicted model, not a curated record. Lineage: Eukaryota; Metazoa; Arthropoda; Insecta; Hymenoptera; Braconidae. The transcript has 4 exons.